Anneissia japonica is the source of this 3128-nucleotide messenger RNA. RefSeq names its product proline-rich protein PRCC-like. The transcript has 8 exons. Gene Ontology annotation, cellular component: nucleus. The record is from RefSeq and is a predicted model, not a curated record. The coding region runs from base 35 to 1720 and encodes 561 amino acids. Lineage: Eukaryota; Metazoa; Echinodermata; Crinoidea; Comatulida; Comatulidae.
CUAAUAUUUCGAUUCAGAAGAAAACGUAUCUGUAAUGUCAUUAGUUAAUUAUGGAAGCAGUGAUGAAUCAAGUGGUAAUGAGGAAGAUAGUUCACACGUUGAAAAUGUGUCUAGGAGGUCUAGGCCUAGGCCCAUACCCGCACGGGAUAGUGAGGUUCAUGUGGAACACGGCACAUCUCCUCCGACUGCGAAUCCAUGGUCCAUACUCAUUGACACUUCAUCAGGCCUAGGCCUAGAUAUGGUAGUAGGGCCUGUGGCUAGAAAUGAAACAAGAACCGUUGUGGGAGGUGAUCCGACACGAAAACGGUCUUUGUUGUCGGGUUUACCUCCACCUAAAUCAUCAAAACCAAGAAAAGGUCUAGAAUUAUCAGAAAAUAAGAAUGAUCCAGGAACUAAGAAUGUGACAGAGGUAGAUUCAUCAACAAACAUAAAAAGAUCGUUUCUGAAUCUACCCCCACCAAAAAAGAAAAGCCAAACAGUGAAGAUCACUCUUCCAACUUUACCUGAUCCUGGGUCUGAUGAAGAUGAUGAACCAGUUGCAAAGAAACCAGCUCCAAGUAAGGGAGUUUCAGGACUUCUCUCCAUGUUGCCUAAACCCAAGAGUGCGAUGAGCAGUAGGAUUCUUGUGCCACACACAGUGUCAAGGAAACCGCCACCACAGAAACUUAAACCACAAAUAAAACCUUCACCGAAAACAAACAGCACCUCAGUUGCUAGUGCCAUUAGUGUUGAUUAUGGCAGUGAUGAUAAUGACGACGAUGAAGGCAGUAGUUUCUUUUCGCUCGGAGCAUCAAGUUUGCUGCCAGAGGUAUCAUCCAGUAAUAAGUGUAAUGAAAAGCUUGGCAGCAAGACAUCACUGCCAUCACUUCCCCCUACAACUUCAAAUAAAAACUAUCUUAGCGCUGACUCUAGCAACGUUAAAAAAUUACCUAAACCAACUGUAAAUGUUAGCAAUAAUGUCAACAUUCUACCACAAUCAUCAACCAGUUCAUCAAGCUCGUCUUUUGUUUGUUCAAAAGAACCCCCCACUAAUAUUAUUUCAUCCUCGAUAUCAACACGGACUUACGAUGCUUCAACAGCUCGAACAUCAGGUACGGAUGAAAACUCUUACAAUGCUUUAUCGCCAAUGGCCAAUGUUGAACCAGAUAGUAAUUCAUCUAGUAUUACAAACAUUGCUGAUGCUCCACUCAGUUUCAACAAAUCACAUUCCAGUACAAAUUCUGGAUAUGGUCAUGUGACUUCAAGUUACUAUACUAAUUAUGAUUACAGUGGCAAUUAUUACCAGGCAGGUCAAAGUGCAUAUGAAUACAACCAACCAUUUCAGGAUACCAGAGGGUAUCAGGAGUAUGCUGAUAGUACAGAAGUAGGGGGCAUGCAGCAAGAAGUUUUAGAAGAUGUUAAUGAUGAUGAUGAACAGCUUCGAAGAUUCCUAGGCAAGAAUCGGAAUAAAGAUGAUAUAAACAUGAUCAGUAUCAAUGCAGAUGAUCAAACUGCAGGAAGCAAUUCAAGAGAAGCCCUCUUAAAAAGCAUCUCAGAAGAGAAACAGCCAAUGACAUAUUCAAAAAAGAAAAAUUCUGAUUUGCCUUCCUCACAACAACGUAGGAAACACCAGAUUACCUAUCUUGCUUUUCAGGCAAAAGAGAGGGAGUUGGCACUGAAGAAUCAAUGGUCACAAAACAGAAUGACUCGCAAACAAACUCAAGCAAAGUACGGCUUUUGAGUGAAAAUAUUGAGGGAACCAUCUCUCUGAGAAAGCAGUGUUUAAAAAUCGACUCUAGAAGAUGCUGUUCAUUUGCUAGUGUCAGCCUCUAUGGAGAAAGUCUGAACUGGAUAUUCACUUAUUUGUAGGAUUAUCUUGCUGAAGACAGUCUGUAGUUGGAGACCUAAAUAUAGGACAGUAUUUUUACAUUUUGUUGUUACAGAACUUUGAUGGCUAUCGUACUUCCCUCUCGGCGGCUGGACCGCCGAUGAAAUUGAUCUUGUUGAAUUAAUUGCAUGGAUAUGUAAGGUCAGAAAAGAGAGGAGGUUUUACGUAGUUUGUGAAAAUAUACAGUAAAUUCUGUAUUGGAUGACAUGGGGAAAACUCAUGUUGACCAUUUCUGGAAUUUGUAUGUAUGCCAUAUAAAUUGUAUAUUAAAAAUCAAGAUGGAAGGUGGUUUCUGCCUUCUGUGAUCAUCUAAGUUCACAAUGGUAAGUGAGCAAGGCGGAAGGUGGUGUCUGCCUUGUGUGUUCAUCUAGAUUCACAAUGGUAAGCGAGAAGGCUUUAGUUAAGUCCUCAGGUGCUUCUCAAAAACCUUGCUUCUCUGGAAAAUAUUUGUUAGUAAAUAUGAUUAUUCAUGUUUUUUGCAGAGUUGUCUUUUUUGUUUAAUUAGAAAUGUGAAUGAUCAUCUUGUGAUUAUCAUGAAAACAAAUUCAAAUCUUAAUGAUACAGUAAUUCGAAUACCGUAUUUAUUUGAAUAAAUGCCUGGGCAUUAUUGUUGAAAAUGGGGUUCUGAGGGGUGUUUAUUCGAGGGAGGUUUUUAUUAGAGAAAGGUGUUUAUUUUUUUGUUUGUGUAAAAUGGAUAUGUAUUACUCAAUUACCCUUUUAAAUGCUCUGUAAAUAUGAACUACAACAAAUUUACCUUCAAAAUAUGUUAUUGCAUGAUUCAAAAGACUUUGACAAUUUCAAACAAGGUUAGAGAAGAAGUAAUUUGUAUUUGAGUAGAAUGUUAAUAGAAUUUGUUGAGAAUAACGUUGCUUCCAUUAGUUUGUUUACAGUUAUUUAAAGAGGCCUUUAUUUGAGGGGAAAAAUACGCACCCUGGGUUGUUAUUCAAGGAAGGCGUUUAUUCUAAAUGAGGCUCUUGAGAGGGUGUUUUUAUUUGAAUAAAUACGGUAUUCUAAUUGUCAUGAUCAUAAUGAUACUACUGUAUAAUAUAAAAUUAACGCCAAUGAAAAAAUUGAUGUCUCCCAAGUACAUUAUUAUUAUUUAUGCUUUAGUUUAUAAACUAUUAUUAUUUUAGUGGUUAUUCUUAAUAAUGUACUAUUAAAAUAAUAAGUACUGUACAGUACAGUAUUUAUUUGCAGAGAAUUUUAGAUAUUGAAUACUGUAGCACAUUUUUACAUCAAAGGUUCAUUAAAUAAAACAAAA